AACAUCAUUACUGGUGAAGGCACAGACGGGAGCACACGCGCCUCAACGCAGUAACCCUCACCCCUCGGCCUCUCUCCCCUCUCAAGGCAACAUCCGCACGGCCCCGCGUGCGAGGGUGGUUCAGUAUAAGGGAAUGAAGUGAGUAAUAGAGGAUCCAGUCUUCCGUGUGGCAGCGUGAGGGGAUCGCGGCCCUCCUGAGUGGCAUCCCGACCCUCCCUUGUCUCGCCCCGCCGGACACGAUCCCUUCAGAUGGUUUUAAGUACGUGACCACAUGACGAUGUACCACAUGGCUAUGCCUCCCCACAUGGGGGGUCCCCAUCCCCCCCCUGUUCAUUCCCCCUUAUUUCCUUCCCCAAUCCUCCCUCCUCCCAUGCCUCACAGUUAUGCAGUUCACUCCUUCCCUCAGACCCACGUGCCUCACCCCUCCCCCUCCGCCCACUCCGCCCACUCUUCCCACUCCUCGCACCAGAGUCACCUCACCCAUUCAGCGGCGGCAGCGGUGGGGGCGGCCAGUGUGUCCAUCGCCGUGGGCUCGGGAAACUCUGCCCUGCUCACCCAUCCUUCCCCAAUGCUCUCGCAGCCCUCACCCAUCUAUCCCCCCCAGACCUCAGUGUAUGUCAACCCCUACCUGCCCCCUCAGUUGCCUCACUCCCAUGCCCACUCCCACCCCCAACACCAACACCAGCACCAGCACCAGCAUCAGCACCAGCACCAGCACCAGCACCCCUCCAACAUGGGGUAUGGUAUGCCUCCUGCCAUGGGGGGAGGUCUGGCCCCGGGGAUAAUGCCCCCCCAGCAGUCCAACAGCCAGGCAGCUGCCCCAUCCCUGAGCUCAGGGCCGGUCAUGUCAGUGGAUGAGGAACUUCUGGAGGAGAUGAACACCCUCCACUUGGGCUAUAUAGAAACUGAAGACUCUCCGCACAAGCUGGAGCAAAGGGAGAAACUAGAACGUGAGAUCAUGGAAUACCUGGCCAUCACACCACACUCCCACAAGUUCAUGUUUCGCCAAAUCUCUGAGGCGUUGGAGACGAGCAUCAACUCCUGCAGUGACUUCAAUGCCUACAGUGCUGCGUGUGCUUUCGAUGCCCUGGCUCAGUAUGCCGCCAACCUCAUCACACAACCCUGGAGGAGAGAGUUCAAGGAAAUUAAGCUGUACAGUGGGUUCUGGGUGCACCAGGUGGCUCACCACUUGGCCGGUGCUGAAAGCAUCCUCUCCUUGAUGGGAUAUGCUCCCCAGGCCAGUCCCCCACCAGGCUCCUCUGCCUAUAGGGAUCCUUCCUGCCUGGUCCUGGAGGGUGUGCUGGAUCCAGACCUCAUUUCCAGGCUUGCUCUUGACUGUCUGAUUGCAUACUGUGAAUGCCAGGUGCUCAAGAAGAUCAGUGAAGGUGUUCGUGAGUUUGGUCUGUCUUGGCGGCAGAUCCUACAGUUCCGUCAGCAGUACGUAGGGGGUGUGGAUGUCACGGUGCGGCACCUCCUCUUUACCCUUCGGCAGCGGCUGCAGCCCCAGAGCCAAGCCGAGUCCAGCCACAAGCAGGCCACAUCCUCUUCAGGACCUCCGCUGCCCGUCCGCCAGUCCUCCAUGAGUGGCCCCUCCUCUUCCCCAGUGUCCUCCCACCAGCCACCCCCACCCCCACACCAGACCCAGGAGAAGAAUGUAGCAGCAGCAGAACAAAUGAUGCCUCUGGAGCAGCAGCAGAGAACAAGCACCACCGGCAUCAGCAGCAGAAGCAGCAGUUUGGAACAGCGUGUUCUAGGAGGGAGUGGAGGAGGAGGGGGAGGAGCAGGAGGUGGUGGAGGUGGAGGUGGAGGCUAUCACCAUCAGGGUGUUCACCAUCUUCACCACCAUCCAAGUAACCAGGCACCACAAGCUGCCACUACCACAGCAGGAGGGAUGACAGUCAAUGCAGCAUCAGGACCUCCACACUCCUACUCCCGCAGCGCUGACACGCCAGACACAGCAAAAAGUAUAAGUAGUUUGGGUAUGCUGCCCCCAACAAGCCAAGUCCCUACAGCCAAACUAAUCGACCUGGACUCCUCUCUUGAGGCUCUGCCAUCAAGAACCAGCUUACAGCUUCUUCCAAAGGUCUUGCCACACAAAAGAAGUUCAAAAUCGAGUGGAAGCAACCGCACCCUGCCUCCAUUAGAGAAUUCUGAAUCCUGUCCUCCACCUCCCCCGCCCCCUGAAGUGUUCCAGGCGGGCACCCUGGACGAGCACCUGGAGGCAACGCUGUCCAUUGUGAAGGACCCCAACAGAAACUCGGUUGUGCAUGCCACCCCUAAUGACCAGGGAGCCACCUCCUGGGAGACCUGGGACUUUGUCUACCGUGGUUUGGAGAAGCGAGGCUAUAACAAGGACAUAGGUGAUCGUGGUGACAUCCUGCACCAGAUAACGCGGCAGAACCUUCAUGUGGAGGCCGCGGCACCCCAAGGUAAGAGUGUUCCCCUCAAUAAUAAGAAGGAGGUGGGGAAAAGCAAACCACUUAACAUCAAUCAGGCACUACAGGCUCUCACUCUCAGUGAGACUAGGGAGAGGAUGGAAAGGCCCUCCCCCUCCUCCAAGAGUUCACACUCUGCCUCUCAUGGUCCUGCCCCAGAUGUCUUCCCGGGCCUCACUAAGAGGAACAGCCUGUAUGACAACCUUUCCACAGGCUUUGAGACGGCACCCCAGGACAGCGACGACUACGAGGAGCAGCGGCCAGUCCUCAAGAAGACCAGCAACCUGGCACGGGUUGACAACAGGUUGGACAUGAGCAACAAAAAUAACACAAGCAGCUCCUCCUCACCCCGCAGUCUUAGCCUGAGCAGCAAAGGUUCCCACAGCAGACAGGAGCUGCCCUCAGAGGUCAGCCGCUCUGCUGCUGCUGCAGUGCAGCAGGGAAGUGGUGGUAUUGCCAUAACUGAUGCUCCCACGCCAUCCCGGGACAACCAGCCGCCCAAAGAGAGCCUCAUGCCACAAGUGCCCUGGUCCUGCACCACCUGCACCUUCCUAAAUGACAAGGGGCGCAAUGUCUGUGACAUGUGUGGGAAGUCGCGCACGCCUGGGCCAGAGACUCGGCCCCUCAUUUCUGGUGGCCGGCAGUGCCCACAGUGUACCCUUAUAAAUGAGAGGGAGGCUGUAGACUGCUCGGCCUGUGGGGUACUUCUGGAGGGUUCUUCCACUUAUAUUUAGGAGAGAAGUAAGUUGUGAGUGAAAAGAAUUUUACUGUGAAUGCCAAAGCAAUCAUAUAGUUUCCAAUAAACUCUUGGUGUGUUGAGUAAACAUUUAAUGUUAUGGAAAUUACUAGUGAGACCUCUCCCCUCUCUGUAUCCUACAGUGAUAUCUUUGUUUUUAUUUGCCCUUGUGUUGCAGUCCUCCAUUGUUUCUGGCAUAUGGCCCUCCCUCUUCCUUGGUCCUAACCCUUGUUGUAGCAGGUGUUUACAGCAGCCAGCCAGCCAGCCAGCCAGCCAGUACCACCACCACCACAAGGCUUACCUAGACACAGACCCACAACCCAGAAAGAGUUACCAUGAAUGCAUCCAGGAGAAUGGCUCAGGUCUUUCAGGCAUUCCUUUCAUUUGACUUCAUUUCAUGACAUCUUCCACAAAAUUGGGGAUAACUUAUGUUUUGUUGGCACUGUGCUUCAUAUCUCCAUUACUGAAAGGUUUUGGUGUAUCUGCCUUUGAGUUUAUUUUCAUGGGAAAAUUAUAAGAAAUCACCAGUUUGUCCUUAAUGAUAGAGUACAAAACAGGCUACAGCAGAGGAAAAGAAUUUAGUUAGCUGAUGAAGUAUUUGAUUCAGAUGUAAGGAAUCCUCGACAAAGGCUCACUGUGAGGGCAUUUGAUUACCUAGGUUGGAAUUUUUAAGUGGACAUUAGGUGUCCAGGUUUAGUGUUACAUUGAUGGCAGCACGGGUAUAAAUUUAGUAGAUGUGCUUGGUCUCUUUUUGUCAAUCGUCAUGGUAAAUAUUGAGGUACUUGAGUUUAGUUGGCAUCAGACGGCUGAUAAAAUAGAUAUGCGUGAGAUUCAGAUACACAAGUGCCACUCUUGACAAGCCAGCUUUAAUGUAUGAAUAUCUAUUUUUAAUAUACAAGCAUAUCUUGACUCAAAAAAAAAGUGUUGGAUAUAUUUUCACAAAAUUGUUAGAAAACCAUUGUAGCUAGAAUGUAUUUCAGAAAGUGUUUUCAGUUCAGUACUAUAGUUUUGGCCUCAAUGAAAUAAUAUAAAUGCUUUGCCAGUGCUAAAAAUGUUAACAAUAGUAUUAUUCAGUGACUUUGAAUUGAGCCUAGUAUUUCUUCGCCUCAUAAUGCAAUGAACACAGAUAGACAGUAUUAUAUUAGAUUCAAAGGCAGUUACUUAUAGUCAAAAUUGCACUAGAACUUUGACUUGCAUUUCAUCUUCAUGAUCUUUAAUUACUGGAGCCAGUAACUUAUGUCCUGUGGAUGUAGGCAACAGAAUUACUACUGUAGCAGAAAUAGAAUAUAUAGUUGAAAGAUCACAAAACAAUCAUUUUAUUAUAUUACUCGGGAUGAUUUAAAGGACUUGUCCCACAGCACUAGCCUGAAAUAACAGCAUCUAGUUGAUACAGGAGCUUUGCAAGUAACAUACAAUAAGUAACAUGGGAUCACAUAAAGAUAAGCUGCCCUAGUUAUUUUAAGGGUGGGCUUGGAUAGGUUAGGUUGGGUUAUCAAAUCUAAUCUGAUCCACCCUUACCUUAUCUUAAAAGCUUGGAUACCUGAUCUUUAUGUGAUCUGUAAUAUAACACUGACUGUGCUUUUGAAGAGAAAGUCAGAGUUCUCAUCAAGAAUAUGUUAAAAUAGAACCUGUGUGAUGUUGGUGUUGGGGAAUUGAUUGAGUUGAGAAUGUUAUUGAUAUGUUAUGCAGUGUUUUCUUCUGCAGUUGUGUUCUUGUUGUUGCUAUGUGAUCACGAACGGAAAUUAUUGAUAUUACACGUUACAGCUACUUUGCAACGUCUGUCUUUAUGUUACAUGGGCGUUUGUACAUCUGCACAACAUGAAUAUAAAUCCUCGCACUAUUCCAUGUCCAGUAUGAUGAUGACCAGCUGUCGAUGGUUUGAGUGAUACCUAGGAGACAUCAUUCUCACACCUUUGUUUGUACUUUACCUCUUAUGGCAUUAUUCUUUCCACUUAUCCACCAGAAGCACAAGAAACCAAAUUUGCUUUUUCGUCUGUAAUUAUAUUCCCGUCAUAACGUUAAGGCAUUGUGUUGCCUGUUUGAUGCGUGUGUACCAGGAGGCAUUACCCAUAACUAACUGGCUUAUUGGUGGUUUGUGGUCCCAGCAUUGUUAUAAAAAGUUCACAUUAAGAAGAAGCUUUAAUGAAUGGAGUGUUGGUAGUGUUAUUAACCGACUAAUAACCACAUCCAGAAUCCUCACUCUGGGGUUGCCUAACCUCUUCUAGCUGUUAUGACUCACUUUUACAGUGUUGUGUGGCAGUGGUGUGUGUGUGUGUGUGUGUGUGUGUGUGUGUGUGUGUGUGUGUGUGUGUGUGUGUGUGAGAGUAUGUGUAUGAUGACAAAGGCCUCACAGGGAUAUCACAGUCAUGGUGUGGACAGA
Messenger RNA from Scylla paramamosain (green mud crab), 5551 nucleotides. It is a transcript of the gene tamo, whose product is annotated as pre-mRNA-splicing regulator female-lethal(2)D-like. The record is from RefSeq and is a predicted model, not a curated record. NCBI's taxonomy places the organism in Eukaryota, Metazoa, Arthropoda, Malacostraca, Decapoda, Portunidae. The coding region runs from base 272 to 3169 and encodes 965 amino acids. The transcript is spliced from 9 exons. Gene Ontology annotation, cellular component: cytoplasm.